AUGUCAAGGGCCGCCUGUAUGGCUGAUACGAGUCUGUUUGUAUUGGAGUGUUUGCCCAUUGGGAUGCCCUGUGGUCGCCAACACGGUAUCGCAGUUGUACUUGUAUUUUUACAUGCCUUCACCGAGGCCUGCACUCCUACUAUUUCUGGCACUAUUGGUCUGGUGGAUGAGAGCGAGAGUGGUGAGGUCUCUUCUUUUUCUUUUACUGCCACAUCAUGGUCUGCCUGGUUAUGGUGGUUGCUUAUUGCGUAUAUGUUCAAAGCUCAGGCAACUGUUUGUGAUGAUUACUUUAUCGAGAGUAUCAAAGUAGUCGUAUCGCGGUAUCACAUCCCCGAGGAUGUCGCGGGUGCUACUCUCAUGGCGUUGGGUUGCAACGGUCCAGAGCUCUUCACUAACUUGAUAUCGAUAUUCAUCACUCAUUCGGAUGUUGGCAUUGGGACUAUCAUAGGCUCUGAGGUAUUCAAUCUUCUCGCCAUAAUAGGUGGUUCGGUAUUGGUGUCACCACAGUUGCCCUUAUUGAUCCACAGACCUGCAUUCAUACGUGAUGUUACCUUUUACAUGCUAUCAAUUGUCUUGUUGGCGAUUACUCUGUGGGACGGUAGAGUGUCUCUCCUAGAGGCUUUGACACUCCUCAUGUGCGCCGCGUUGUUCGCUACAGUCGUGGCUUAUACUAGAAGAAUAACGGCGUGGAUUGACCAGCUGAAGACUAAUGUGUUGAAGAAACCAUUGUUGGAAGCUGCCUCGACAGACAGUGAUGAUGACGGGCCUUUUAGGAAGGCUCUUCCAAUCCAGAGUGUCACCACCCCCUCGGGCGAUGGAGCUGUGUUAUUGUUAUCUGAGAGAGUCUAUGUUGAAGGCCCGAAUGUGGUGUAUUUACUCUAUCGUCCUUCAACACCGACUUCAGUGUCGCAGCAUUAUCACGCAGGGCCUCGGGAAGAAGUCUUUCCUCAUGCGACGUCACCUACAGUGGCGAGCACCGAGGUGGAAACGUCAUCAUCAUAUUAUCAGCAGAUCUCCCCUACAGGGCAGCAAAGGUUGCCUCCAGCCCGACAUGAGGACUUUGUAUUGAAGCCCAUAGCCUACCGUAGUGGCGGACAUGCGCUGGUGGAGAUGGACGGAUUCUGGUCGCAUGGGAGGGAGGACGAGGACAGUAUGAUAACCAUUGUGGUCGACACUGAGACUCACACAGUGAGACUGAUCACCUCGAGGAACGCAUUGUUGAGGGGCGCCUGCCUGCAGGAGAAGGAUAGACUACUGGCCGAGCUUGCUAUUGUAACGGAGAGAGCAUAUGCUGGUGGUUUGAAGCCAUGCUUGCGCCAAAUCUGUCAUCAACUGAGUGAUGAUGAGGGUGGACUGGUCUGGAGAUGGUCAUGGAAGGCUAUGCAUAUACUAUGCUUCCCUAUACACCUUUGUCUGGCGAUCACUAUGGGUUUCUGCGACGUUCGAGAUGCCACUAAAAGGUCCCGAUGGUUGCCAGAGUUCCUGCUGGCAAUGCUAUGGCUAGCUGUGUUCUCUUACCUCAUGGUAUACUCUGCUGAUCGCAUCACAGAGUCCUUCGGGAUACCAUCAGCUAUGAUGGGCGUCACCGUCUGUGCUGUCGGGACCAGCUUCCCAAACUUUUACGCUAGUUUGAUAAUGGCUAGGGCCGGCAGGUCGUCUAUGGCUAUCGCCAAUGCCCUGGGCUCUAACAUCCAGAACAUCUUCGUGGCUCUAGCUCUACCAUGGACCAUCACAACCAUCCUAUCAAGCCCGCAUGCAUUCAAUGUCUCGGCGAAAGGUAUCCUCGCCAAUGUCCUGGCUAUGGCCGUGACUUUAUUGGUACUUCUAGUACUGGUUGCGAAGGGCAGGUUUACUCUUGAUCGUACGGCUGGUUACGUUCUUAUCGCUACAUAUACAAUCUAUUUGGUCUUUGCUAUAUGGCAACCCUAAGGUUGAUUAUGACGCCCUUUAUCUGUUUUGAUGUACUCUACAUUAUACGUCUCAUUGGAAUUAUUAAGACACAGAUUGGCUCCCUUGUGAUACUACUACCCUUGUCGGGGCUAGUACCCUUUCUCAUAAUUGUCAUGCAGCAUUUUCUUCGUCCAGUAGCGCUGCGGUCAACCCGCAGUGGGUCAACUCCGAGAUGAGUGUUAGUCGCUCGGGAAGCUCUCCAGGGUAGAGACGAGAUCUCACUGAACGAGAGCUCGUUACUGGGCUAACGAGACGACUCUUAUUGGACAUACCACACCAGGCUUGCUGAUCGUCCUCACUAGCACUGAUGGUAUUCCGUCGUUGCCUCACUCUUAUUCUUGAUCGGUUUACGUUAUAUGC
This is a messenger RNA of Perkinsus marinus ATCC 50983, 2310 nucleotides long. RefSeq lists its product as hypothetical. NCBI's taxonomy places the organism in Eukaryota, Perkinsozoa, Perkinsida, Perkinsidae. Gene Ontology annotation, biological process: calcium ion transmembrane transport; intracellular calcium ion homeostasis. Gene Ontology annotation, cellular component: membrane. Gene Ontology annotation, molecular function: calcium channel activity; calcium, potassium:sodium antiporter activity. The record is from RefSeq and is a predicted model, not a curated record. Bases 1 to 1929 code for a protein of 642 amino acids. The transcript is spliced from 17 exons.